Parnassius mnemosyne (clouded apollo) is the source of this 5409-nucleotide messenger RNA. The record is from the annotation of a GenBank genome assembly. NCBI's taxonomy places the organism in Eukaryota, Metazoa, Arthropoda, Insecta, Lepidoptera, Papilionidae.
CUGAGCGCGGCCGACGGCAGCGGCGCCUGCAGCAGCGCCGGCGCCGGCACCAACCUGGAGGACGAGCGCAAGCACGCGCAGCGCGCGCCCUGCCUCGCGGACACAGUAUUACAAGAUUCAGACAUCAUGCAAAACUUCUACACAACCUUGUCCAUGUGCGACGGACUGAAUACUACGGUACUGAAUUCAGGCAUGAACUCUGAACCAUCCACAGAGUAUUCCUCUUUGAAAGAGGAAGUAUUUUGGCUGGUAGCACAUUUGCCAGCCGUUGCCUCCAAUCCAAAACUUAUGGUGCCCAGCCUUAUAGAAUUCCUCAGGAAAAAGGAGAUGAUACAUCUUUCUCAAGCAAUGCAGCAACUCAUCGUAAGGCUGCUGGACAAGUCUGAGGCACUCUCUGCUUUCAUUGAAGCUGGUGGUCUUGAGCUGGCUGUCGAGAAACUUACUGCUUGCCACGAAUCUGGUCCCAGCAACAGUCAGGGUCUGGUGUCGUCACUGAUGAACCACCUGAAGGUGCCACCGCAGCUCCUCAACAUGUCGACGCCCGCCGGCUCCAGCAAGAAAUCGCAGCCGCCUGUCACUGAAACUGCCAAUGGGCUCGUUAAUAUUGCCCCGCUCUGCACGGUGUCGUGCGACAACCCGACGGCGCAGGCGGCCGACGUGCUGCUGGACGGCGCCGGCGGCGGCGGCGCGUGCGCGGCGCGGCGCGUGCGGGCGGCCGCCUGGUCCUACCACUUCUUCAGCGCGGACGACGCCUCGCUCGCGCUCACGCUCACGCUGCCCUACGCCGCGCUGCUGCACGAGGUGCACCUGCAGCCGCACCUCACCAGCCUCGCCACGUGCCCGGGCGCGGUGUGCGUGGAGGCGGGCAGCGCGGGCCCGCUGGCGCCGCUGGGCCCGCCGCAGGUCACGGCCGGCAUGACGUUCAUCCGGCUGGUGCUGGCGCGCCCGGUGGUGGCGAGCACCGUGCAGCUGCGGCUCUACAAGCCGCGCGACAGCUCCUACAUGGGCCUGCUGCAGCUGCGCCUCAUCGUCGCGCCCGCCUUCGCUGCGCCUGCGCACCUUGCGCCCAACGGCAUCACCAACAACUGGGCGUGCGUGGUGGCGGCGUGCACGCGCGCGCGGCCGGAGAGUGCGCGCUGGGCGCGAGCGGGGCGCGCGGCGGCCGUGCGCGCGCUGUGCGGCGCCGUGCUGGCGCCGGCGGGCGGCCGCACGCUGGCGCACGCGCACCAGGCGCUGCUGGCAGCCGCGCGCGCUUGCCCCGACCUGCGCGCGCCGCUGCUGCACGCGCUGCUCGCCGCAGACCACCACGCGUACGCAUACGCGUUCCAGAGCGGGUCGGGCGGGGGCGGCGGGGGCGGUGGCAGCGGCGGGCGCAGCGUGCAGGCGGUGUGCGCGGCGGCGCGGCAGCUGUGCCGGCGCUGCCCGGUGGGGUCGGCCGCCGCCUACGUGCGCUGGCUGCACGCCGCCGCCAGCCGGCCCGCGCCGCGCCGCGCGCCCUCCGCCGCGCUGCUGCACACGCUCGCAUCCGUGCUAUGGACAUUGAAAGAGGAGAGACUACUUGAUGAUAUAGAAGAACUAAUCACGGACGAGCUAUUUGAGCUCGUAUAUGCAUGGGUGCAAGAUAUAACUGAACCUAGCCUCUUGAAAAAAGCGCUUGAUGCCAUACUGUGCUCUAUGUGCUAUAUAAGGCCAGAGCUGUUCACGAAGUUAUUAGAACACAUGGGCGUUCCUACGGAUAGUGAUGAAAGCAUGGAGGGGCUGACGGACGACGGCAAGGUGCGUGGCGCGGCGAGCGGUGCGGCGUGCAGGGCGGGCGGCGGGGCGUGCGGCGUGCGGCUGAGCGGGCGGCAGCUGCGCACGCUGGCCGCCGCCGCGCUGUCGCCCGGCGCCACGCUGGCGCUGCUGCACUCGCCGCUGCCGCGCGACCUCGUGCGCUGCCUCGCAGAAUAUAGUGAGGCUAAGCUACAAUUAAUUAAGGAACAAGAACGCACCCAAGAAGAAGAUGUCCACAUGAUUGAAACGGAUAAGGAAAUGAAUCAAAGUAAACCUGAGCUGCCGCCAAUGGAAUACAUCAGCGACGUGGUGGAGUGGGCGCGGCUGAUGUGCGUGGACCGGCGGCUGAAGGACUGGCUGGGCGCGCCCGGCGCCUGCUUCUGGCGGCCGCUGCUGCGUCUGCUCUGCUACCCGCGCCCGCCAGACACUUCGUGGAAGGAGGGUGCGGAUUAUGCACAGUUGGAGGAGAACACGAUACGACUGUUUGCUGAACUAACAGUUUGUCACACUGCCAAUCAGAAACUCUUCGCUUCGACACUUCACAGUAUUCUGGAGUCCAUGGAAAAUACAGGAGGCGGCGGGCUGUCGGGGUUCACGCGCGCGCUGGUGCUGCGGCUGGUGCUGUCGGCGGAGCGCGGCACGGUGGCGCUGCGCUGGGCGGGCGCGGGCGCGGGCGGCGGCGCGGGCGCGUGCGCCGGCGCGGGCGCGGCGCCGCACCCCGCCGCGCACUGCCACGCGCUGCUGCGCCUGCCCCUGCACACCUCCGUGCGCGCGCUGCUCGCCGACCACCGCCCGCCCGUGCCUUUGAUCGAGGAGGUGGCUGCGGCGAGCGCAGUGGGCGCGGGGGUGGCGGGGGUCGCGGGGCGGGCGCCUCGCCGUGCCUCCGACUCUGCGCUGGCCGACGCCUGGCAGCUGAGCCUGGCCGCCGGCAGCGCCUCCAAAGACAAGCGCGUCAAGGACGUCAAGAACUCCACGCUCAAGCACCACGCUGCCAAGAAGCGCCAGCCCAAGCCCGCCACCGACGCCUCGCUCUUGUCGCUCACUGACGAGGUGAUGGAGACGGCAAUUCGCGUACAGGUUUCGGGGCUGGAGGGCUUCGUGCCGGGCAGCGCCACGUUGGCGCAGCUGGCCGCCGCCUGUCCGCACAACUUUGGACCGCACCUCACGCUAACGCUGCACCUCAACACAAACUCCGAAGCGUGGACGGGUCCAAUGUGGGAGGGCGGCAGUAGUGGCAGCACGGACGGCGGCAGUGGCAGUGGCAGUGGCAGUGGCAGCGCGGACGAGAGCGGCGCGGAGUGCGGCGUGCUGCGGUGGUUCGGCGCGUGCGGCGGGCUGGCGCUGGUGGCGGCGCGCCUGCCGCGGCCGCACGCGUCCGCCGCCCCGCCCCCCGCGCCCGUCUCACACGCACACGACCUUGACUGGGUCAAGCUCGACGACCCCUACGAGGAGGUGAUGGAGGCGAGCGCGGCGAGCGGCGCGGGCGCGUGCGCGGGCGCGGAGGCGUGCGGCGGCGGCGUGCCGGCGCACGCGCUGCUGGCGCUGGGCCCGCUGCUGCGCCUGCCCGGCUACGCGGCCGCGCUGCUGCGCCAGGGCACGCGCGCCGUGCACCUGCUGCGCCUGCUGCUCGGCGUCGCGCACGACGAGGACGGACGUCACAUACCGGUGUGCGGCGGUGGAGCUGGUAGCGAGGGCGGCGAGGGCAUGUGGUCGCUAGGCACGCUGCCGUUCCGCGUGCUGGCGCGGCUGCUGGACGCGGCGCCGGUGAGCGGCGAAGAAGGCCGCGCGCUGCGGACCGCGCUGCUGCGCCUCGGCCUCGUGCGCUUGCUGCUCGCCUGCCUCGCCGUCUUCACGCACCACCGCCCCGCAGUGGCGCCGUCUGAUAGUCAAGGGGCGAACGGAGCGUCGGGCAAGCCGGAGGAGAAGAACCAACUGUACUGGGCAAAGGGUACGGGCUUCGGUACCGGCUCCACGCAGCAGUCGUGGAAUGUGGAGCAGGCGCUCGUGCGACAGCGCGUCGAGGAGGAGCACGUCACCGUGCUGCUGCAGGUGCUGGCCGCGUACAUGCAGCCGGGCGAGCGCUGGCCGCCCGAGGAGGGCGCGCAGCCGGCGCCCGAGGCGGACGAGCGCGAGCACCAGCUGCCGCCCGGCUUCGUGGACCUCGUGGCCGCCUCCUCGCUCGUGCCCGCCAUCUGCUCAUACCUGCGCAACGACUCCGUGCUGGAUAUGUCGCGGCACAUCCCGCUGUACGUGUGCGUGCUGCGGUGCGCGCGAGCCCUGCACGCGCUGCGCUGCGGCCGCCUGGCGCCCACGCUGCGCCCGCUGCCACGCCUGCUCGCCAUGAUGAGCCGCACCACCAACUCCUACGCCACCAAGCUCAGAAUGAGUAAGAAGAACAUUUUCGGAAAAAUGACAUAUAGCCAAAGAUUUAACACAACGAGUAAUUGUGAGCUGUCAGAGGAAGACGAAGGUCUUGCGGCUCUUAUUGCUGACAUACAGGCGACGUCCGCGCUGAUGUGCCGCGCCGAGGGCGAGGCGGAGGCGGGCGGCGCGCCGCGGCCGCCGGGCGGCGCCACGCGCGAGGCGCGCUACAUACACCUCAUGCGCACCAUGCAGUUCGAAACGUUUGAAAUGAUAGCGGAAUGCCCGGAGAAAGGGUUCCGUUUCACGGUGCCGUACCAUUUCGAAGGCAUGGUCCGUGCGGCAGGCGAGCGUGCACACCCGGCGCGAAUGAAGCGGCUGGCGCAGGAGGCCGCCACGCUGGCCACCAGCCUGCCGCUGUCCUACUCCUCGUCCGUGUUCGUGCGCACCGACACCGACCGGCUCGACGUCAUGAAGGUCCUAAUAACGGGUCCAUCGGACACGCCGUACGCGAACGGGUGCUUCAUCCUAGACGUGUACUUCCCAGCGGAGUACCCGGCGGUGCCGAUGCUUAUCAACCUGGAGACCACAGGCCGCCACUCGGUGCGCUUCAAUCCCAACCUGUACAACGACGGGAAAGUGUGCCUCUCAGUGCUCAACACGUGGCACGGUCGCCCAGAGGAGAAGUGGAACGCGCACACAUCUAGUUUCUUGCAGGUGCUGGUGUCGAUCCAGUCCCUGAUCCUGGUGCCGGAGCCGUACUUCAACGAGCCGGGCUACGAGCGCAGCCGCGGCACGCGCGUAGGCAGCAGCGCCUCGCUGGAGUACAACUCCAACAUCUACCAGGCCUGCGUGCGCUGGGCAAUGCUGGACCACCUGCGCAACCCCGAGCCCUGCUUCAAGGAGGUAAUUCAAACCCACUUCUGGAUAAAACGAAAUGAAAUCAUGCAAACAGUUGCGAAUUGGAUAACCGAACUGGAGGGUCAAAAUGGCGACGAAAGGACACAGCGCAGCAUACAGCUUAACCUAAUGGCGCUCAAGCGACACUACGUGAAACUACAGGAAGAACUCGCGAAAUUGCCGGUUCCACCGGGCUUGGAGGAUUUGGACGAGCCCUUCCAGCUGCCGGCCGCCCCCUCCCCGCCGCCCGCACCCCCGGCCAACCCGCACAACCCGCUCAACCACCCGCUCAACUCGCUCGACACACUCAGCCCGCCCACUAACGAAGAGAUCGACCACGACAUGGAGAAGAUAGUCUCGCAAGUGGUAGAUUGA